AUGAAAUACAUACAGGAUUACAAGCCCCUUAUCGAUUCAGUGCCUCAGGCUCGGAUUCUUCUUAUUGGUCAAAUUACAGCUGGAAAAUCGAGCUUCUUCAACUCCAUCAACUCUAUCUUCCGUGGCAACAUAACAAGCCAAGCUGAUGUAGGAUUUAUAGGAGAAAGCCUGACCGUGAAGUAUCGCACUUACGAGGUGAGGGCGGGCCGAGGCGGACAGCCUCUGGGAUUCCUACUGUGUGACACCAUGGGACUGGAAGCAAGGGAGGAUGGAGGGGUGAAAAUUGAAGAUAUUGAGAGGAUCCUGAAUGGCUACAUACCGGACGAUUACCAGUUGAACCCUGCAUCACCAUGGCAACCUCGUGAUGGUCAGACAGAGUUACAACUUAAGGACAGGAUCCACUGUGUGGUGUAUGUGAUAGACAGCUCAACAUUAGGAAUCAUGGCUACAGAAAUGAAGAAGAAAGUUGAGGAAAUCCGAAAGAAAACUAGUUUUCAAGGAGUCCCUCUAAUGGUGCUACUGACCCACGUGGACAGAGCGUGCCCACAUGUGGAAAAGGACUUGAAAAAGGUGUAUCACAGCUGCUACAUAAAGGAUAUGGAGGAAACAGAGUGA
Molecule: messenger RNA, 615 nt
Organism: Brienomyrus brachyistius
Lineage: Eukaryota; Metazoa; Chordata; Actinopteri; Osteoglossiformes; Mormyridae
Product: interferon-induced protein 44-like
Exons: 5
Coding region: 1-615 (204 amino acids)
Molecular function (GO): GTP binding
Source: RefSeq, a predicted model, not a curated record